GUAUGUGCCGAUAAGCAGACGUCCAUGAACAAGUUGAUUGACGAGGCUUUCCAAGCAUUGUUUCAGAAGUUGUCGACCUUGGACGAGGAUUGUCUGGACAUCCUUGCCGACGCUUUCGCGUUCCGCUUGUCCAACAAUUCUUUCAAGGCGGACUGGGACCCCUUUGUUGGAGCGCAGGCCACUGACCAGGCAAAGCGCUUUGCCAAACAAACCCUGCAGAAGUUGCAACGCCUGCUGGAGCACCAGAACCUGAUGCAUCGACUGCCUGAAGCGCUACAUGCACUGGCACCACUUGAGCCAAAGCCAACAAGUGGACUGGCAGUUGUUUCCAAACCGCAAUUUGGACGCAUGAUCAAUCUUGUCCGCCUGAAGGAUGCCAAUCCUGGCAAAGUGCUUGAGUUCUGUCGCUGGUUAAUGAGAGCUGAGGUGGAUGCCGAACAGAGCGAAAAGGCUGAACCUAGUCUUUGA
Symbiodinium pilosum is the source of this 468-nucleotide messenger RNA. Lineage: Eukaryota; Dinophyceae; Suessiales; Symbiodiniaceae. The record is from the annotation of a GenBank genome assembly.